This is a messenger RNA of Exophiala bonariae, 1605 nucleotides long. RefSeq lists its product as uncharacterized. Gene Ontology annotation, cellular component: cytoplasm. The record is from RefSeq and is a predicted model, not a curated record. Bases 1 to 1605 code for a protein of 534 amino acids. The transcript is spliced from 2 exons. Lineage: Eukaryota; Fungi; Ascomycota; Eurotiomycetes; Chaetothyriales; Herpotrichiellaceae. Gene Ontology annotation, biological process: aldehyde metabolic process. Gene Ontology annotation, molecular function: aldehyde dehydrogenase (NAD+) activity.
AUGGCAUCAGUACAGCUUCCAGCAUUCAACACCACACCGGUAGAUGACAUUCCAUCAAUUGUCGAUCGAGCCCGUCAGACCUUUUACUCCCACAAAACUCGCUCACUCGAGUUCCGUCUGCAGCAACUGCGCAAGCUCUACUGGGCCAUCACCGAUAAUCAGAAAGAGUUGAUUGAAGCAUGCCAACGAGACCUUGGAAAAGGUCUCUUCGAUGCCACUGUCUCGGAGAUAGAUUGGGUGCGGAAUGAUAUCAUCUUCAUAACCCAGAACUUGAAGAAAUGGGCAAAGGACGAGAAACCUGCGGAUAUAGCUUUCUCAAACCGCUUGGUUAGUCCACGGAUACGAAAGGAUCCAUUGGGCGUGGUUCUGGUCAUUGGAGCAUUCAACUUCCCCAUCAAUCUCUCCUUUGGACCAAUGAUUGGUGCGAUUGCUGCCGGUAAUACGGUCAUCUUGAAGCCGUCGGAGUUGUCUUUCAACUGUGCUGCUGUGAUGCAGAAGAUAGUUCGGGAAUCUCUCGAUCCCGAUGCAUAUGCCGUGGUACAAGGCGCCAUCCCGGAAACUUCGUCCUUGCUGGCACAAAAGUGGGACAAAAUUUUCUUCACGGGUUCUGUGCGCACUGCCAAAAUCGUGUCUCAAGCAGCGGCGAAGAAUUUGACGCCCGUAGCACUCGAGCUGGGUGGUCGAAAUCCAGCUUUUGUAACCAAGAAAGCAGAUGUGCGAUUGGCCGCCAGGCGACUGCUGUGGUCCAAGACCAUGAAUGCUGGGCAAGUUUGUAUAUCCCAGAACCAUACUCUUGUCGAUCGGGAGGUUGUACCUGCAUUUAUCGCAGAGCUUAAAACCGCCCUCAAUGAAUUUUAUCCAGACGGCGCAAGGAACAGCCCGGACUAUGCCAGGAUCAUCAACGCAGCAUCCUUCGAGCGGCUCAAGAAGAUGUUGGAUAACACCGAAGGGAAGAUUGUGGUUGGUGGGACGAUGGAUGCCAAGGAACGAUUUAUUGAGCCGACGGUGGUGCAAGUAUCGAGCACCACCGACUCAUUACUGACCGAGGAAUCCUUCGGACCAUUGAUACCGAUUCUUCCAGUGGAUGAUCUCGACCAAGCAAUCAAGAUUGCCAAUGAGCUGCAUGAGACCCCGCUAGGUGUAUAUGCGUUUGGGUCCAAGGCGGAGACUGACAAGAUCCUCGCGGAGACUCGUUCAGGCGGUGCGACAGUCAAUGAUGGCUUUUUCCAUGGUAUCGUUCCCAAUCUGCCGUUUGGUGGAGUUGGUGACUCUGGCACCGGGGCAUAUCGUGGGAAGGCAUCCUUUGAUUGCUUCACCCACCAGAGGUCUAUUGUUCGAACACCCAGCUGGAUGGAAAGCUUGCUCGCAGUCAGGUACCCGCCCUACGCAGGUACUGGCAAGCUGAAGCAAUUUUCCAAGAUGGGUCAACUCAAGCCAGACUUUGAUAGAAAUGGGAAGGAGAAGCUGGGUCUGUUCUGGUACGUGAUCACACUGGGUGCAGGAAGUGUGUCUGGAGGAGCAAUCCGAGCCGCGCUCAUGUCUGGGGUCUACGCCGUGUUGAGAGUUCUACUAUUGGGAAAAGUGGUCAAGUUUGAGAAAAAGUAG